Molecule: messenger RNA, 2280 nt
Organism: Daldinia childiae
Lineage: Eukaryota; Fungi; Ascomycota; Sordariomycetes; Xylariales; Hypoxylaceae
Product: Annexin A7
Exons: 2
Coding region: 1-2280 (759 amino acids)
Cellular component (GO): cytoplasm
Molecular function (GO): calcium-dependent phospholipid binding; calcium ion binding
Source: RefSeq, a predicted model, not a curated record
AUGUCUUUAAACGUCGGCGACAGCGCACGACGCGGUCGUACGCCUUCUCCAGCACGUGCUGAUGAAGGUUAUGACCGCCGUCGCGGCCGUGAAAGUUCCCCGUCUCUUCUUGACGCAGUGCGCAUGCCCUCUCCACCUGCUGGAUAUAGCUACGAUGACACAACACCUCGCCGUUCAUACCGCCCAGCUUCACCUACAGACGAGUCCAGUUAUUACCGCGCUAGCCGCGACUCUAUCACAUCGGAAGAUGACCGACGCUAUUCAAGGCGAAGCGAAGAGCGCGUGUCCAAAGGCGACAAGGAUAUAGUAGAAGCCGCUCAGGAUGCACUGCGACGAGGCGCCGAUACCUUACUUCCGGCGAAAUACACAAACAGGUUGCGCGAGUCAGAGAGCGAAAAAGAGCGGAGAAAGGAACUCAAGAAAGAAAAAUUAGAAGAUGACUUAGCCUAUGGUAGUGUCGUGUCUCCCCCGACAACUACGAAAUACUCUGGCGGCCAUUCUCCAUCACCUUCUGGCGGUGCCGGCUAUUCUGGGCCCGGUCGGUGGGAAGAGGACAGGUCAGGAGAUAAGUUCAGAUAUCCCCGCGGGGACGCGGUGUAUACGCCACCGGGUUCAGACAGGCCGGAUAAACAACGACAGCGUGAUUCUUAUGGACUGGACAUUAGGUCUUCGAGUGCGAGAAUUGUUGCUGCCGAACCCGGCUUGGGUAAUCGCAGAGAUCACUCAUCCAAGCCACCUACUGGGCGGAUGUCUACCUUGACUGUUAAUACGGGGCACCAUGCUGCCUCACUCUCUCUGUCAAGCGCACCGCCAUCACCACUAUUAGAGUCUUACUAUGGCACUUAUCAGUCCAUGUCCCCGAUGCCAUCACCGCUGCUCCUUGCUUCGGAUGACCCCAGAAGAAACUCGGACCUAAUUGAACCUCUUUCGCCGGGUCUUUCUGAUGAAGGCAACGAGAAGAAGCGUCGUCGUGCCCGUUUCCAUGACCCUGUUGACGAUGCGGCACGCCUAGCUAAAGCUCUCAGGGGUGAUCACCUACCUCCUGAUACAGAGCCACUGAUUGAAAUUUUACCUGGAAUGACGCAUGAGCAGAUUAUGGAGCUGCGUGUCGAGUACAAGCGACUCGUUAAGACCGGUCCCGAACGUAAGGGUGUUAACGUUGCUAAGCAUAUCCGCGUUCGCCUAAAGGAUGAGGAGCCCAUCCUAAUGAAGGCAUGCUACACUGUCGCGCUCGGAAAAUGGGAGUCGGAGGCGUACUGGGCCAACUUUUGGUACCAUGGUGAUAAGACGCGGCGCGAGUUGUUAAUUGAGAGUCUGAUGGGGCGCUCUAACUACGAAAUCGCAAAGAUUAAGGAGGCGUUCUCAGAUAAGAAAUACAGAGAUUCACUGACGCUAUGCAUGAAAACCGAGCUGAAGGAGGACAAAUUCAAGCGUGCGGUACUCACAGCACUAGAAGAGAAGCGGAUGGAUGAUGUGGAUGAAUACGGACGGCGGCUUCCUAUCAAUCACGAAAUGGUGCAGGACGACGUUGAAGCUCUAUAUAAAGCCGUUCGUAGCGACAGAGGUGGAGAAUCUGCCAUGAUCCAAAUAGUUAUCUCAAGAAGCGAUAAUCACUUGAGAGAAGUCCUCAGGCUCUAUGAGAAGGUUGUUGGUGGUAAUUUCGCUAGGGACGCGCUGAAGAAGAGCGGAAAUCUCGUGGGCGAGCUCCUAGCUCAUGUCCUCAAUGGAAUUAUUAACAAGCCCGUCCGCGACGCACUCCUUCUCCAUCACGCCCUCACCGCUUCUAGGAAGGAUCAACUACGUCGGGAACUCCUCAUCUCUCGUCUCGUUCGCUUCCAUUGGGACCGCCACCAUAUGGCAGCUAUUAAGAAGGCCUAUCGCGAACGCUACGGCGAAGAGCUAGCUGAUGCCGUAAAGGAGGGAACUAGCGGUGGCUGGGGGUCAUUCUGCCAGCAGUUAGUUGUCACUCGCAUGCCCGACGAUGUAAAGAGCUUCGAGAAAGUUGAGGCUGUGAGGGAGAUCAAGCGAUCGGAUCGAGAGAAAGAAGAGAGGAUUAGGGAGAAAGAACGUGAGAUGGACCGCGAAAGCGAGAAGGAAAGGGAGCGAGAGGAGAGACAUAGACGAAAGGAGAAGGAGAGGGAGAGGGAGAGGGAAAGGGAGAAGGAUAGAGAGAGGAGGAGAGAGAAAGAGAGAAGCGAAGGAUUGCUUGUUGUUAAGGACCACAAGCACAGAGACGGAAGUCGCAGUCGAGAGAGGAGCAGAAGCCGGGCACGGGAGUAA